AUGCGAUUAUUUUGCGACGGUGAAAUGGCCGAGGGCUUGGAUAAGUUAGCUGGACAGAGCAAAAUACCGUGUCCUCUAUGUCAUAACGGCUUCGACGAUCCAAAAGUUUUGCCGUGUUUACAUACUUUUUGUAAGAACUGCCUGACGGAAGCGGUCGAAAAUGGUCGGUUAAAAUGCCCAACGUGUCGUUUAAACGUUCCUCUGUCUGAGGCCGGAAUAGACGGUUUACCUACAAACAUCUUCAGUCAUAAUAUUUUGGAUGUGCUUGUUCCGAGCCAAGGAAGCAUCGAAACCAGCAGCUUGAUACGAGCUGUGAUCCGUGAUUGCAGUAAUUGUAGUGAAGGAUCAAUGGUUACGGCGCACUGUAAAGACUGCAGUGAGUAUCUAUGUGACAGUUGUGUUCGAGCUCAUCAGAGAGUUCGGAUGACCAAAGAUCAUAGAAUCGUUUCAUUUAUCGAAGAAGCUGCUAUGAUGCAGAAUAAAACAACCCUUGCCACAUCAACGUUAGCGUCUUCGCCAACCAUUUCAAUUUCGCCCUUGCCGACGAUGGCCGAUAAAACUCCUUCUGAAGGGUUAGUACGCUGUGGGAAACAUGAAACUGAAUUUUUGCGGCUUUAUUGCGAGACAUGUUUUACUCCGGUCUGUAGUGAUUGUACUUUCCAAGAUCAUCGAGGCCAUAGUUUCCAGUACCUUCGCGAGGCGGUUGAAUCAACCAAAGCGAUCGUGGGAAAGUUGAUCGCUGAUGCCAAAAGCGAGAUUUGUAAAUUGGAAGAAUCGGUGAGUUCAUCGCAAGCGAUCGCAGAGCAAGUGGAAUACAGGGCACAAACUGUCUCCAACGAGAUCAGGCAAACUGUACGAAGGCACAUGGCUGCAUUGGAAGAGCGGGAGAGAGAGCUUUUACGACGCGUGGAGAAAGUGCGCCAAAUUAAAGGUAAAUCCCUUCAUUUACAGAUUGAUGAACUCAAGGCUAGCUUAGGUAAAGUCUUAAGCGUUUGCAAAUCGUCUGAGGGAGCGUUAGAACUGAACUCAGACCCCGAAUUGCUCGCAGCCAAGGGUCGUUUAUCUAAACACUUAAAUGAACUUAGAGCGAAACGUGGCCUAUUACAGCCCCACGAAGAUGACGCCAUAUUAUUCACACCUCCUGACCAGGCUUUGCAAACAGCCAUUAGUUCUCUGGGUAUUGUUAGUAGUAGCGCUUUUGCUCCGUAUUCUUGUGCGACUGGUGACGGGCUAAGACGAGGUAUUCGCGGCAAAGUGGCUAUGUUUAUAGUGCAAGCUAAAGAUCAUCAAGGCGAAAACCGCUGUAUCGGUGGGGACCCCUUGCGCGUUCAAGUACAAGGCCCUGAUGGGAUUUUCUAUCGAGCAGAGGUUAGCGAUCGGCAAAAUGGAACUUACACAGUUUCUUAUCGUCCUCAAGUGACUGGAGAACAUAUUGUUUCAGUGACUAUACGUGGUCGACACAUUAACGAUUCUCCGUUCAGAGUUACAGUUAUCAAGGGUCGAAAUUACGUUGGCAUAGGGCCAGUUGUUCGUUUUUUCGGCUCUGAGGGUGAAGCUGAUGGUGAACUUUGUCGCCCAUGGGGCGUUUGCUGCGAUAAAGAUGGUAAUAUUAUUGUUGCUGAUCGAAGCAACAACCGUAUUCAAGUCUUCGAUUGCUACGGGAAUUUUCGUCUCAAGUUCGGAUCUGCAGGCUCUAGAAAUGGACAAUUUGAUCGGCCCGCAGGGGUAACUUGUGACAGCGAUGGACGCAUUAUCGUUGCUGAUAAAGACAACCAUCGUAUCCAAGUUUUUAACGCCGAUGGAACAUUCAUUCUUAAAUUUGGCGAGAAAGGUUGCAAGAAUGGCCAGUUUAGCUACCCCUGGGAUGUGGCAUGCAACAACGAGGGUAACAUUCUAGUUUCGGACACGCGUAAUCACCGUGUCCAACUCUUCGACAGAGAGGGAAAGUUCCUCGGCAAGUUUGGCUUUGAAGGCAUCCACUGGAAAGAGUUUGAUUCUCCCCGCGGUGUAGCGUUUAAUCAUGAAGGCCAUAUGAUCGUCACCGACUUCAACAACCACCGAUUGCUCGUGAUCAGGGUGGACUUCCAACAUGCCUGGUUCUUGGGAGUGGAGGGAAGCAAGAACACAGAGUUCCUACGCCCUCAAGGAGUCGCCGUGGACCAAGAGGGAAACAUCAUCGUUGCUGACUCAAAGAAUCAUCGAAUUCAGAUCUUCCAACCCAAUGGAAACUUCCUCUGCAAGUUUGGAAUACACGGCAAUGCCCCUGGUCAGCUUGAUCGUCCUUCAGGUAUAUGUGUAAGCAACGAAGGAGCAAUCAUUGUUGUAGAUUUUGGUAACAAUCGCAUACAAGUGUUCUAA
This is a messenger RNA of Pocillopora meandrina, 2358 nucleotides long. The record is from the annotation of a GenBank genome assembly. Lineage: Eukaryota; Metazoa; Cnidaria; Anthozoa; Scleractinia; Pocilloporidae.